Diachasmimorpha longicaudata is the source of this 2305-nucleotide messenger RNA. RefSeq names its product phenylalanine--tRNA ligase alpha subunit (gene alpha-PheRS). Gene Ontology annotation, molecular function: ATP binding; tRNA binding; phenylalanine-tRNA ligase activity. The coding region runs from base 164 to 2227 and encodes 687 amino acids. The transcript is spliced from 6 exons. Gene Ontology annotation, cellular component: phenylalanine-tRNA ligase complex; cytoplasm; cytosol. Gene Ontology annotation, biological process: phenylalanyl-tRNA aminoacylation. NCBI's taxonomy places the organism in Eukaryota, Metazoa, Arthropoda, Insecta, Hymenoptera, Braconidae. The record is from RefSeq and is a predicted model, not a curated record.
GUGAGUCGAAUUUAUUGCAAUAGUGAUUGGCAUCGCAGGCAUUGAUAUUCAUAAUAAACAAUAGAGUCUCUCACUAGUACAAUUCCAAAAACAACAGUGUUUAAAAAUACCUGAAACAAUAGUACUAUUAAUGGUAUGACGCAAUAUUGACUCAUCUUUGAAAAUGGGUAGCGAACUUGCUGAAGAUAUUUUGCAAUACGUCGAAAAAAAUGGGGAAACAAACUCCCUGGAUUUAGUUCCUGUCUUCGAGGAGGAUCAUCAAAAAAUCAUUGGAGCUAUCAAAAGUCUCCAAACACUCGACAAUGUCAUUGAGGUCGAGCAAGUGAGUCAGAAAAAAUGGGAGCCAACAUCCGAAGGAGAACACGUAAUAGAGCAUGGAAGUCACGAGGCAGCAGUGUACAAAGCCAUCCCCGAGAAUGGACUCCUCCAAAGCGACAUUAUGAAAUCAGUAGCGUACGCCAAAGUUGGAUUUUCCAAAGCUAUGGUAGCUGGUUGGAUCAAGCUAGAUAAAAGCACGGGCAAGCCCAUAGUGACUAAGAACGUUGCGUCCAUUGAAGAUACAACGCAAAUGCACUUGAAGAAUAUCGAGAGCCUUCCAGACACCGUCAAGGCUGAAUACAAAAAGAGAAAACUUUUGCAGGAGGUCAUCAUUAAGAGUGUGAUCGUCAAGAAGGGGAAGAAUUUUGUCACUAAAAUUGAGAAACAAGAGGCGGAUCUCACGGCUGAUUUGUUGAUUAAUAAUUCGUGGAAGGAGAAGAAAUUCAAACCUUAUAAUUUCGAUGCUUUGGGGGCUGCUCUUGAUGUUGGACAUCUUCAUCCCCUUUUGAAAGUCAGGAGUGAAUUCAGGAAAAUAUUCUUAGAGAUGGGCUUCGCAGAAAUGCCAACGAAUAAUUUUGUUGAAUCCUCAUUCUGGAAUUUCGAUGCUCUAUUCCAACCGCAGCAGCAUCCAGCUCGUGAUGCCCACGAUACAUUCUUCAUAUCAGACCCGAAAAACACGACAGAAUUCCCCCAAGAGUAUCUACAGAAAGUAAAGGAAGUUCAUAGUAAUGGUGGCUACGGCUCCGAGGGCUACCGUUAUUCCUGGAAGAUAGAGGAAGCCCAAAAGAACCUUUUGAGGACCCACACGACAGCUGUCUCAGCAAGAAUGCUAUAUAACCUCAUGCAGGAGGGAGAGUUCAAACCUGUGAGGUACUUCAGCAUCGACCGGGUCUUCAGAAACGAGACUCUCGACGCAACGCAUCUCGCUGAAUUCCACCAGGUCGAGGGGGUUGUUGCUGAUUACAAUCUCACCCUGGGAGAUCUCAUUGGCACCCUUUACGAGUUCUUCAAGAAAUUGGGAAUUGAUAAAUUGGAGUUCAAACCGGCUUAUAAUCCUUAUACUGAACCCAGUAUGGAAAUUUUCUGCUUCCACGAGGGCUUGGGGAAGUGGAUUGAAAUUGGAAACAGCGGAAUGUUCAGACCUGAGAUGCUGUUGCCUAUGGGAUUACCGCCAAAGGUUAAUGUGAUUGCUUGGGGAUUAUCUCUUGAAAGACCUACGAUGAUUAAAUAUAAACUCAACAACAUCCGUGAUCUUGUUGGGUCCAAAGUCGAUCUCCAAAUGGUCUACAACAAUUCUAUAUGCCGCUUAGAGAAAGUCGCAGGCAUUCCUCAAAUGAACGUGACAAAAUUUCCAGAAGAUGGACUAAUAAACAGUUCUGGAAAUGACGCAUGGACAAAGGGUGGAAAACUAGAAAACCAAAAUUUAGUAAUCUUCUGCGACCCUCAAUAUCCUAUUUUAUGGCUCGAAGGCCUUGUAAAAUUAACCGAAAAUAACCUCACAACGAUUCUUACAACUCACCUUCAUUCAACAGUUGAACGAAUUCCUCUUGAACUCGAAAAUUUCUGCUCCGAUUUAAAAAGCUCCCACAAAUUAGCGGAUUUAAUAAUUACUUUUAUUUGGAAAUCAGUAGGAGUGGAUCCAGUCCUGAAAGUCGAUGGAAAAGGAGAAAUCUUCGGGCAAGUCAAUAUUGCCCGUUAUUUUAACCGCCUCAUAGAACAAAUCAAUCCCAGUUUACUGAGAUACGAAAGCAGGGGAGCACUUUACGCUAAUAAAAUCGAUGAGGCUCUCGAUAAAAUUAAUAAUACCCUGCAUAAUUCUAGGAAGCCAAAAUUACAUGACAUGAAAAAAUCGGAGUCACAGUAUAUUUUCGAGGAGUUAUCAAUUAUUGAUUUGAUAUUGCAGAAAUGAAAAUGGAGAUUUCCCAGAGGAAUCCAAAAAAUUGUAAUUUUGUACUGAUGGUAAUUACAUUUUUUGACCGGUGACAAA